AUGUCUUUGGGAAAUAACUUGGAACACUUGAAGAUUGAGCUUGAUGAUAUAAAGUUUGCCACCCAUAAUUUUUCAGACACAUAUAAAACUGGCUCUGGCGAUUUCUAUACUUGGUACAAAGUAGAACUCGGCCAUUUUGAAAAAGAAAACCCUUCCUCCAUAGAAGGGAUAAGUAAAAGUAAACUAUUUAAGAGACGCAACUCAAUUGUUAUAAAGCGCUUCCUUCCUAAAGUUGAUGAGCUCGAAGAAGAAUUAUUUUUCACAGAACUUGAAGUGCUUGCCAGUGCUAAGCAUCACAACAUAGUCACUCUAAUAGGAUUUUGUGUUGAAGGUUUUGAGAGGAUACUUGUCACCGAGAAAUUUUCUAAUGAAUCACUUGGUCAUUAUUUGGGUAACGCAAAAAAAAUGCAUAAUUUGACUUGGGAAAAACGUUUGAAAAUCUGCAUUGACGGUGCGCACGCACUGAAUUACCUUCAUUAUGAGAUGGCAAAUACAAAAAUGAUGAUACACAGUGAUAUAGAUCCUUUUAGAUUUGGGUUGGAUGAGAAUUGGAGGGCAAAGAUCGAAGACUUUGAGUUGGCAGUAUUCCUGCCUCCAAAUCAAAAAGAUGAAGCUCUAUGUAAAAGAUCAUAUUUUAAGUCAACGUGGCACGUGGAUCCAGAAUAUGCGAAGACUGGUAAGCUAAAAAGAGAGUCGGAUGUGUAUAGCUUUGGAGUAGUUAUGUUUGAAAUUCUAUGCGGAAGAGAAGCUGAUGACCAAAUUUACCUUACGGAGAGUGAGAAAGGGCUCGUUGAUGUUGCAAGUCAAAACUUCUCCAAUGGAACAAUAGAGGACAUGGUUGAUCCUACACUAAAGGAAGAAACCGGUAAAAAGAGUUAUAGUCCAAUUAGAGGAGCCGAUAAGGAUUCAUUGUACACAUUUUUAAAAGUCGCAAACCGGUGUGUGGCGGAGACUCAAGACCAACGCCCAACAAUGAAAGUUGUUCUCACCGAACUUGAGAAAGCAUUGGUCUUUCAAGUAAGUCAGGAGGAGCAAGUACAGGAGCCAAAUAAGGACCAAGUUGUCGACGAACUUCAGAUAACAACUUUUCAAGUUCCUGAGAAACAAGUACAAAACACAGAUAAUGACCAAGUUGUCAACCAACUUGAGAUAGCACCUCAAGAACUUCAUGAGAAGCGAGUACAAAAUACGGAUAAUGACCAAGUUGUUGACCAACUUGUGAUAGCACCUCCAGAACUACUUCCUGAGGAGCAAGUACAACAAUCGGGUAAGGAUCAAGUUGACGACAAACUUGAGAAAGCAAGGCAUGAAAUUCUUGUGGGGAAGAACUUGGAACACUUGAAGAUUCCUCUCACUCAUAUUCAAUCAGCAACCCAUUAUUUCUCAAACCAAUACAGAAUUGCAAAUUUCACAGAUGGCCAUGCUUUCUACAGAGCAGAACUCGAGCAUUAUGAUAAAGAGAAUCCAUCAUCCAAGAGACACAAAACUGUACUUAUCAAACGUUACCCCCCUUCUGGAAAUAAGUUUUUUGGAGAAAAAGAGUUUCUCACAGAAAUAGAAAUUCUUUCCGGUGGAAUUAAGCAUCCCAACAUAGUCAAUUUGCUUGGAUUUUGUUUUGAAGAGUCUGAGAUGAUCCUUGUCAAUCAAGAAGACGAAGCUCUCUAUCUCGGUGAGUAUUUGGGAAACUUCAAAGACAAGCGUGUUUUGACUUGGGAGAAACGUUUGAAAAUUUGCAUUGAUGUUGCACACGCAUUGAAGUACAUUCACUAUGAGAUGGAAGACCAAAAGACAAUAAUACACCGUGAUAUACGCAGUUACCACAUUGGGUUGGAUGAGAAUUUGGAGGCAAAGAUUGUUAGCUUUAGGUGGUCCGUAUUCUUGCCUCCAAAUCAAGAAGACGAAGCUCUCUAUCUCGACUGGAUUGGCGGAGACAACUACAUAGAUCCAGAAUAUAAGAAGACAGACAAGGUAAAAAGAGAAUCAGAUGUUUAUGGUUUUGGCGUAGUCUUGUUUGAAAUUCUAUGUGGGAGAUUAGCCUUUGACCCAAUUUACCUUAAGGAGAGUGACAUAGGGCUGGCCCAUGUAGCAAGACAAAGCUUCAGCACAAGAUCACUAGAAGAGAUGAUAGAUCCUCUAAUAAAGGAAGAAAUUGGUGAAAACAAAUUUGUUCUAAAUAGAGGACCCAACAAGGAUUCUUUGCACACGUUUAUUUCAAUUGCACACCAAUGUGUGGCGGAAACUCAAGACCAACGCCCAACAAUGAAAGUCGUAGUCAAGGAACUUGAGAAAGCAUUAUUCUUUCAGAACAACAACAAGGAUAACCCCAAAAUGUCACUUGAAGACAUAAAACGGGUGACACAAAACUUUCAUGAUGACAAUUUCAUCGGUGGGGGAGGAUUUGGUAAAGUUUAUAAAGGAAACCUUCAAGAUGGAGAUGGAUUUAAAACCAUUGUUGCAAAGCGAUUGGAUACAAGGUUUGGUCAAGGAGAACAACAAUUCUUUAGUGAGCUCCAAAUUCUUUUGGAUUAUAAACAUGAGAAUGUCGUUCGUCUUGUAGGCUACUGUGAUGAAAAUGAUGAAAAAGUCCUUAUCUAUGAGUAUUUGUCCAGGGGAAGUCUUGAUAGGUAUUUGAAUGAUACUUCUCUUACAUGGGUGAAACGACUUAAUAUAUGCAUUGAUGUUGCAAGAGCGUUGGAUUUCCUACACAGAGGAGUAGGAAAACAAGCAAAGGUGAUACAUAGGGACAUCAAAACUGAAAACAUCCUGUUAAACAAUGAUUGGAAAGCAAAACUGGCUGAUUUUGGGCUUUCGCUAAUAUGUUCAAUAAAUCAGGAAACAGACUAUAUCAUCGAUCAUGCGUGUGGCACAAAAGGAUAUGUGGACCCACUUUAUAGACAAUCGGGAUUCCUAACCAUAGAAUCCGAUAUUUACUCGUUUGGUGUUGUUUUAUUUGAGAUUUUGUGCGGGAGAUCAACGUUUGCAAUCCACAAACAUGAGGGUUACUAUCUACCGGAUUUCAUUAAAAACAACUUUGAAGAAGGAAAACAUGCUGAGGUGGUGUUCGAACAAAUAAGGGAACAAAUCGUGCCACAAUCGUUGACUACAUUUCAAGAGAUUGCCUACCAAUGCCUACAUCUUGAACGAGAAAAAAGACCGACAACAAAAGAAGUUUUGGUAGAACUUAAGAAGGCAUUGGAAUUUCAAGUAAGUUAAUGAUCAUAGUUAUUAU
This is a messenger RNA of Helianthus annuus (common sunflower), 3229 nucleotides long. RefSeq lists its product as uncharacterized. The record is from RefSeq and is a predicted model, not a curated record. Gene Ontology annotation, biological process: protein autophosphorylation. The transcript is spliced from 8 exons. Gene Ontology annotation, cellular component: plasmodesma; plasma membrane. Gene Ontology annotation, molecular function: transmembrane receptor protein tyrosine kinase activity; ATP binding. NCBI's taxonomy places the organism in Eukaryota, Viridiplantae, Streptophyta, Magnoliopsida, Asterales, Asteraceae. The coding region runs from base 1 to 3213 and encodes 1070 amino acids.